Messenger RNA from Metarhizium acridum CQMa 102, 1185 nucleotides. The record is from RefSeq and is a predicted model, not a curated record. NCBI's taxonomy places the organism in Eukaryota, Fungi, Ascomycota, Sordariomycetes, Hypocreales, Clavicipitaceae.
AUGGCUGCCAAGCGCGUUUGUCUGGCAUACUCUGGCGGUUUGGAUACUUCUGUUAUCCUGGCCUGGCUCAUUGAGAAGGGCUAUACUGUUGUUGGACAAAAUGAGGACUACGACGCAGUCAAAGCGAAGGCCGAGAAGAUCGGUGCCGAACGCAUGAUCAUCCAGGAUCUUCAGCAGGAGCUAGUGGAGGAACUUGUUUGGCCAGCGGUGCAAUGCAACGCGAUAUACGAAGACGCUUACCUCUUGGGGACGUCGUUGGCCAGGCCUGUCAUCGCGAGGGCGAUGAUGAAAGUGGCUAAGCAGUAUAACUGUGAAUUCUUGAGUCAUGGAUGUAAAGGGGUACGCUCUUCCCUCUCUGUAUAUCAUGUUCUGGAUGCUAACUUGCUUAGAAUGAACAGCGGGCGUCAAGCACUCUUGGACUUUGCUGAAUCAAAGGGCGUUCCUGUGACGUCGACUAAGCAGAAGCCGUUUUCGAUGGAUGCCAACCUUAUCCAUUGCUCUUACGAGGCAGGUCUACUCGAGCAACCCGAGCUCGAGCCGCCAGCCGACAUGUGGACAAUGACGGUGGAUCCCAUGAAGGCUCCUGACGAGCCAACCAGGUUCACUGUCCACUUCGAGAAGGGCAUCCCAAUCAAGCUUGAGGUCGGUGACAAGGCCGUCACUGGCUCACUGGACAUCUUCAAGGCCGCUAACGAAAUUGGCCGAGCUAAUGGAGUUGGUCGUGUCGACAUUGUCGAAUCAAGGUUCAUUGGUCUCAAGAGCCGUGGCUGUUACGACACUCCCGGCUUGACGAUCCUGCGCACCGCCCACCGAGAUCUCGAGGGCCUUGUCAUGGACUCCAAGGUCCGUGCCAUCCGUGACCAGAUGGUCACCUCAAACUGGACCGCCUGUCUCUACAAUGGCAUGUACUUCAGCCCAGAGCGAGAGUUUCUCCAUAACUCCAUCAUCUUCAGCCAGAGGCACGUCGAGGGCAAGGUCAAUAUGGUUGCCUAUAAAGGCAGCGCAUUCGUUGUCGGACGCUCCAGCGACACCUCUAACCUUUACUCCGAGACUGAGUCGUCCAUGGAUACACUCGAGGGCUUCUCCCCAAUGGACACGAGCGGCUUCAUUGCUAUUCAGGCUAUCCGUCUGGAGAAGUAUGGUGCCCGCAAGAUUAGGGACGGCGAGCCUCUUGCCCCUAUCUAA